AUACAUAUAAUCUUUCUUUGAUACCAAGUUUUCUUUAUUUAUUUUUCAUUUAACAACAACAACAACAACACAAAGAUCAUGAAUCUUUUCAUGAAUAAAAUUGUGAAGAAAAAAAUGAGCAACAUGAUCUUUAUGAUUUUCUUCAUUUCUUUUUUUGUUCUUGAAACUUUGGCUAGAGAGAGUGUCUCUAUAGUUGAAUCAAUUUCUAUGAGAGAUGAUGUGAUAAAAAUGGCUGGUUAUGGAGAAGAAAAACUCUCUACUGUUUACAUCCAUGGCAAAGUUGUUUGUCACGAUGAAGAUGAUCAUGGUUGUAACAGUAUCAACGAUGAUAACUUGGAACUUGGUCCAAGACCUGUCCCAGGUGCAUCAGUUGGUGUGUUCUGUGGAUCAAGUGGAAAAGAAAGAAGAUCAUGGGCAAGAAACACUACAGAUGAAGAUGGAGAUUUCCUUAUUGAUCUUCCUUCUCAUCUUCAUGCUAUUCCAAACUUGGAAAAAGCAUGUCUUGUUAAAGUCCUUCAUCUGCCAAGAAACACCAUUUGUGAACAUGCUUUUAGAGGAAAACAUGAAGGGCUCGAGCUACGUUCUAUCGGUGAAGGCAUCCGUACUUACACAACACAUACGAUUCAUCUCACCCCUAAAGUUUCACGAAGGUGCAGAAAUAAAGUUGUCGAGAAGCAACAAGAAACUGUAAGCGUCAUUUAGGCCAAAAUUUCAGCACGUCCAACAACUCAUUCUGUUGGCGCUUCCAGUCACAGACAUAGGGUUGUUGCUUCCUCCCACGACGAGUUUAUGUGUGUGUGUGUGAGAGAGAGAGAUAUGUAAAUAUAAGUUUCUUCUAUGAAUGAUGUGUAACAGGCACAUAUAUUUCCACUGAGAAUAUGAGUAACCUUUCAUAGUCA
Molecule: messenger RNA, 899 nt
Organism: Lycium ferocissimum
Lineage: Eukaryota; Viridiplantae; Streptophyta; Magnoliopsida; Solanales; Solanaceae
Exons: 2
Coding region: 79-702 (207 amino acids)
Source: RefSeq, a predicted model, not a curated record